AUGAAAUCGGAUUUCAACUUCUCUUUGAUACCCUACGGCCAAUGGUGGAGACGACAUCGAAGACUGUUCAACGAACAUUUCCACCACAAGGCGGUUGUGAACUAUCAACCUAUACAACUACGUGAAGCUCGAGCAUUACUUCAUCGACUUCUUCUGUCGCCUGAGCAUUUCAUGGAUCACAUUCACCACUCCUUUGGUGCCGCAAUCAUGACCGUGGCAUAUGGUAUCAAGGUCAAAGAAUCUGGUGAUCCAUAUCUGGCGACUGGCCACGAGUCCCUUAAGGGACUCGCGGCUGCGGGUAUCCCUGGAUCAUUUCUGGUGGACCUGGUACCCGCCCUCAAGUAUGUCCCUUCUUGGUUUCCUGGUGCCGGGUUCAAGAAGAAGGCGGCUCACUGGAGAAGGGCAAACGAGGAUCUUAGUCAGAUACCGUUCAAAUAUGUUGAACAAGCAAUGGUUUGCGACACCUUGAAUCCAUCUGGAUAUGCACUCUUUACUAAAUCCUCUGAACAGGAAAAUGGAACUGCCGUGCCUUGUUUGGCUACGAAGUUGAUCGAAGGGCUACCUGAUAAAAACAAUCCGACUUACCCAGAAGAUCGAGAACUUGCUGAGAGUAUUGCCGGUGUUUCAUAUGUCGGUGGGGCGGAUACUACUGUAUCUACUGUUCAGACUUUCUUUAUAGCAAUGGCACUUUACCCUGAAGUACAGAAGAAAGCUCAGACCGAGCUUGACGCUGUCCUUGGUGGUAAACGUCUACCGGAUUUUGAUGACCGACCUUCUCUGCCCUACAUUAACGCUAUGGUUAAGGAAAGCAUGCGCUGGCAUCAGGUCGUACCACUAGUAUGUGGUGAGAUUCACCCAAUGUCCCACGCAGCUGUUGGCCAUGUAUCGUCUUCCGAUGAUGAAUACGACGGCUAUUUUAUACCCCGCGGCACAAUUGUACUGGGAAAUGCAUGGUUUGACCAAGACAUUUCAAUCAGAAGCGCAAAAUUAAUGUCAAAGCAGGACCAUAUUGCAUGA
Molecule: messenger RNA, 1017 nt
Organism: Psilocybe cubensis
Lineage: Eukaryota; Fungi; Basidiomycota; Agaricomycetes; Agaricales; Agrocybaceae
Exons: 5
Coding region: 1-1017 (338 amino acids)
Molecular function (GO): oxidoreductase activity, acting on paired donors, with incorporation or reduction of molecular oxygen; monooxygenase activity; heme binding
Source: RefSeq, a predicted model, not a curated record